Molecule: messenger RNA, 1082 nt
Organism: Uloborus diversus
Lineage: Eukaryota; Metazoa; Arthropoda; Arachnida; Araneae; Uloboridae
Gene: mRpL15
Product: 39S ribosomal protein L15, mitochondrial-like
Exons: 6
Coding region: 88-969 (293 amino acids)
Biological process (GO): translation
Cellular component (GO): mitochondrial large ribosomal subunit
Molecular function (GO): structural constituent of ribosome
Source: RefSeq, a predicted model, not a curated record
GUUGAUGCAAAAAUGGGAAAGCGUGAAUAAAGUUUUUUCGAGGUAUUUUCAAAUAAAUAAAUAAAUAAUAAGUAAACUAUAACUAAGAUGUCUUACAAAGGAGUUGAUAAAGCUUUAGAAUUAUUAAGAUAUUUACCAAGAAUAACUAAGGAUAAUGUGAGGCCAAAUCCAGGUGAAGUGACACAUAAGAGAAGACCUAGAGGACAGCAUGGUGGUACCACUCAUGGUCAUGGCAAUAAGGGAGCUAAACAGCGAUGCUCAUAUUCUCGUAUUGGUUUUGAGUAUGGAAAAGUGUCAUUUUACAGAAGAAUACCUAGAGAAUUCUACUAUUCUGGUCAUGCUUACAGACGACAAUAUCCCCCGUUUAGCCUUGGUCAAUUGCAGCUUUUGAUUGAUUUAGGAAGAAUUGAUCCUAAUCAGCCUAUUGAUUUAACUACUCUGUGCAAUACUCACGUGUAUUUCAUUGAUCCAAUUGAAAAACAUUUUGGUGUUCAUUUAACGGAUGAAGGUGCUGAUACUUUUACUGCUAAAGUAAAUAUUGAAGUUCAGCAUGCAAAAGAAACAGUUAUAGCUGCUGUGGAAAGAAAUGGAGGUGUAAUUACCAAUUCAUACUAUGAUAUUGAGAGUAUUAUUGCUCUUAUUAAUCCACAGAAAUAUUUUGAAAGAGGUAUUCCAAUCCCUCUUCGUAAAUUGCCACCUGAAGAUACAGUUGCUUUUUAUGCUGAUCCUAAAUCUCGUGGAUACCUUGCAGACCCAGAAAAAAUUGCAGAUGAAAGAUUGGCUCUUGCUCAAAAAUAUGGCUAUGAGCUCCCAGACAUCUCCAAGGAUCCGAUGUUUGAAAUGCUGAAAAGUAGAAAAGAUCCAAGACAAGUUUUUCUGGGCCUAGAACCUGGUUGGUUAAUUAACCUGAGGGAUAAAACCAUUUAUAAGCCUAAGUGUGAUAUAUUACAAGCGUAUUAUAAAUCUUGAAUAACCUAUGUAUAGUAUACAUUUUGUAGAAAAUUAAAAAAGAUAUUUUGCAUUGUUUUUGAUUAGUAUGUAUUGAAAUAAAUAAAUGCCUUGUGCAGAAAAAUAAAAGGUAC